CGUCUUCUUCUCUACUCGAUCCCCAUUCCUCUCUACAUAGGGUUUCCUCCAAUGGCCGCCGCCGCCAUGGCUCGCAAGCUGCUCUCCUCCCCGUCCCGCAGCCUCCUGCUGUGCCGCCACAUCUCCUCCUCCUCCUCCUCCUCCUCCUUCAUGCGUGGCGGCGGCCGCUCCUCGCCGUUGCCGCUGAUGGACCUGCUGCGUCCGGCGGCCUCCUCCUCUUUCUUCCUCCACCGCCUCGGCGGCGCGACGCGCGGCAUGGCGCGGCGGCCCGGAGGCGACGGGUACUCUCCCGCCCGUUCCGGGGGCGGCGGCGGGGACCGGGCGCCCUCGGAGAUGGCGCCGCUGUUCCCCGGCUGCGACUACGAGCACUGGCUCAUCGUCAUGGACAAGCCCGGCGGGGAGGGCGCCACCAAGCAGCAGAUGAUCGAUUGCUACAUCCAGACUCUCGCCAAGAUUCUCGGAAGCGAGGAAGAAGCCAAGAAGAAGAUUUACAACGUCUCGUGUGAGCGGUACUUUGGGUUCGGGUGUGAGAUUGACGAAGAGACAUCCAACAAGCUCGAAGGGAUUCCUGGUGUUCUAUUUGUGCUCCCUGAUUCCUAUGUCGACCCUGAGAACAAGGACUAUGGAGCGGAGCUGUUCGUGAACGGGGAGAUUGUGCAGAGAUCUCCAGAAAGGCAGAGGAGGGUGGAGCCUGUGCCGCAGAGAGCCUCGGACCGGCCCAGGUACAACGACAGGACUCGCUACGCCCGCCGGAGGGAGAACCAGCGAUGAUUCAUAUCGACACUGAGCUACAAGCAACCUUGCUGUUUUCAUCUACCCAAAUAUAGCGAGUAGUUGUGUUUGGUUUGCUGUGGUACUGCCUUACAAUUAAAUCCGUUUAAUUCUGCUACUCUGUAUGUACUUUGUACUCUCUCUGUCUCAUAUUAAGUGACUUUCUAUUACAUGUAUCUAUACGUAUUUUAGCUAUAGAUACAUUCAUGUUUGGUCAAAUUUGAAUCACUUAAUAUGAAACGGAGUGAGUAUUUGACUA
Molecule: messenger RNA, 1030 nt
Organism: Brachypodium distachyon (stiff brome)
Lineage: Eukaryota; Viridiplantae; Streptophyta; Magnoliopsida; Poales; Poaceae
Product: multiple organellar RNA editing factor 2, chloroplastic
Exons: 4
Coding region: 52-771 (239 amino acids)
Biological process (GO): cytidine to uridine editing; mitochondrial mRNA modification
Cellular component (GO): mitochondrion
Source: RefSeq, a predicted model, not a curated record